UGCAGCUUCGAGAUUGCGAGUCGAGGCCGGAGAGAGUCAUUCAUGCAUUGCUUCUCUUGACAGCACCGCAUCACCCACCAUCAUCCAGCAUCCUUUCCCAUCGAUGCUUCGCCGCCAUCAACAUCAUCGCUGAUCGACCUUUGAUCUCCCUUCCUUGUGCGCGCCGGGCAUGUCGAAAUCACGAAUGCAGAACCUCAUCCUUGAGGUUCUCAAUGCGCAGCCGUCCCUUCGCGAUUCCAAGCAGUACAUCAACUCCUUUGGGCCAAAGGGCAAGGCAGCGGCGGCGGCAGGACCCAAGGCAGGUCCGUCGAGGCGAGCAGCACGUAACGUGGCGCCUCGACUCCCAUAUCGCCCACCACCACCACCUCCCUCUUUUGCGAUACCCAAUGUCCCCCCUCACCUCGAUCCGUCAACCUCAACAUCGACGAGCCACACUGCAGUGGCCGACGCACCUGCUGACGGAACGCAAGCCUACCUCGAAUCGUCGGCCGAUGUCUCGAUCCAGCAGCAUACCGCCCUCGUCAAAGUUCAGGGCCCCUUCACCCGUCGCCAACUUGAGUCCAUUGCAGAUGGCAUGGUCUACCUCAAGAAGCUCGGCUUAGUCUCUGUCAUCGUCGUCGAGGGAGAAGGGUGGUCACAGCCUGGCUUCGCUGCCGAAUUUGAUGAGAAAGGAAUAGCAUUGGCAGGAGCAGACGAGCGAGAGGCACAGGAGCUUGCACCGUGGACAGGAGAUGCCGCCUUUCGCUCAAAGUGCGCACAGGCUCGAGAGCUCACCCGUCAGCGCCACGUCUCGCUCCGGAGGGCAAUGUUGUCCGAUGUUCAGUCGCUCGCAGACAUGCUGCAGGAGCGUGGUGCACCUUCACGCCCAUUCCUGGGGCCCCUGCUUAAAGUCGACGCAGAUGCGGCAGCGAUGGCCGAGGAGGGCUCGACUGAGACGAGCAGCGCGUGGAGCAGCCCACGACGACAGCGGCGUGGCCCUCGAUCACCUCUCGUUUCGGAUGACGAUCUCGAGUCGCUACGAGCUGCGCUGGCUACCGAUCAUAUCCCGAUCAUCGCCCCGCUCGCCCUAUACUCGGACCCAAACGAGGCAGGCGCGGAGAGGAGCGUGCCCGUCAAGGCAGACGACGUACUCGUAGCGCUAGCUCGAGAUAUGGCGGCGCGAGCAGAAUACGAUACUGAGGAAGGCCAAGUCGACUUGAUGCCCGUACGCUUGAUGGUCAUUAAUCGAGAAGGAGGCAUACCGUCGCACGCGCGAGGUGGGAACCCGCACUUGGCUAUCAAUCUCGCCUCUGAGUACUCACAUAUCAAAAAGUCGUUCAUAUGGUCACAAUCUCAUCCGACCGCCCUCUCAAACCUAGACAUGGUCUACGACUGCCUCUCAUAUAUGCCCCACACCUCGUCAGGCAUCGUAGUCUCACAUCGCUCCCCGCGCUCACUCAUCGCCAAUCUCAUCACAAACAAAGCAGCACACUCACCGUCGCUCCCCUACGCUCUGCUCAAAUCGAGACAAGACGUCAGGCACACGCCUACGAUCCUCCGACCGGGCCUGUCCAUCCGUGUGAUUCAAGACCUAGCAAAGGUGGACCGGUCCAAGAUGACACAGCUGCUCGAAGCAUCAUUCCGGCGCAAGCUCGACGCAGACCGAUACUACGCCCGUCUGGAGGAGAAGCUCGACUUUGUCAUCAUCACAGGCGACUAUCAAGGCGCAGCCAUCGUCACAAAGGAGACGGUUCCUGGUGAUGGCGCGCAGGACGAACCUAUCGCGUACCUGGACAAGUUUGCCGUGCUCCCCCAGCUGCAAGGGUCGGGUACGGUAGACUUCUUGUGGGGAGCGCUGCGUGAUGAAGUGCAAGGAUUGGGAUUGCUCGAUGCCUUGAACGAUAAUGGAGGAAAGGGCGGCUUUGGUAGGGGUAGGGAUCUCGUGUGGAAGAGUAGGGCGGACAAUCCCGUGAAUCGCUGGUACUACGAGCGCUCCAAUGGCUUCGUCAAAGUGGACACUACGCCGCCGGAGCAACGCAGCAGCAAGACGGCCGAGGAGCUCGCGCGUGGCCGCAACUGGGUCCUCUUCUGGUGCGACGCAGAGGAACGGCUCAGCAAGAUGAGCGGGGAGCGUCGCCUCGGUGCGAGCGCGAGUGCAGAAGAUGUGCUCAGCUCGAUGGACGACGAGGAUGCAGCUGCCAUCGGCGGUGUCAGCAACGCAAAGAUGGGUAUAGAAGAAGAAGAGGAGGACUACGACGACUACGGCGUACGACAGAGGCAGCGUCGUCCCACGUCUCCGUUUGAGCGUCGCAUCUCUCAGCUGGAUCCGCGACCUGGUGGUGGUGGGCAGAGGCUACUGCCGGUCAUCGCUCCGGAUGAGGCUGGUAGGCUGGAGCGAUGGGCGCGUAUGACGUGUUACAUCCCGAGCGCGUGGGCGUAACGCGUCUCUUGAGGUGUCUGCAAGCAGCAUAGCGUAGCGAACCAAUGUUAAUACAAUUAAGCCAGGCCGACAGAUAGGACCCCGGCCAGGUGGUGCACACGAGGUGAGAUUGCCUUGCCAAGAAUCAGUGGUACAAUAGAUUUCAGCGCUGUACGAGCGUGACGCGGCUCUGUAUGCUUUCCGACGCUCGAUCCUCGCGAAGCUUGCCCCUCGAACCCUCGCCCAAGCUGGCCUGCCUGCAAGUCCGACCGUCCUGCCUGCACUUGGCAUACCGCCCACUCGAGGAGGCGGCGCGUGGCUGGUCGGGGACAUUUACUAGCGCCUGGCGUCUGGGCUUGGAUCUGGCAGGAAAUCAAGCAGCGAAGUGGUACCAACUUGCCAGAUUGGGGGCAAGGGACGACGAUG
Messenger RNA from Jaminaea rosea, 2824 nucleotides. RefSeq lists its product as hypothetical. Lineage: Eukaryota; Fungi; Basidiomycota; Exobasidiomycetes; Microstromatales. Gene Ontology annotation, biological process: L-arginine biosynthetic process. Gene Ontology annotation, molecular function: L-glutamate N-acetyltransferase activity, acting on acetyl-CoA as donor; arginine binding. Gene Ontology annotation, cellular component: mitochondrial matrix. The transcript is spliced from 2 exons. Bases 185 to 2419 code for a protein of 744 amino acids. The record is from RefSeq and is a predicted model, not a curated record.